GCAAAGCAUAUCCACUUCGUCUCCUAAAGAACAAUACCAACUAUUUCUCAAGAUUUUUUCAUCAAUGGCCACUCCAAUUUUGUUCCUCACAUUCCUUGCUAUAACUUGUUCCCUUGCUUUGGCAUCCGAUCCCAGCCCACUUCAAGAUUUUUGUGUUGCAGAUCCAAACAAUCCUUUGAAAGUGAAUGGCCUAGUUUGCAAGGAUCCCAAACUUGUUGAAGCCAAAGACUUCUUCUGGAGUGGAUUGAAUGUAGCAGCCGCCAUAAACAACCCCGUCGGCUCUCAAGUAACUCCUGUCAAUGUUGCCCAAAUCCCAGGGCUCAACACUCUUGGCGUCUCUCUUGCUCGCAUUGACUUCGCCCCAUGGGGCAUCAACGCUCCCCACACGCACCCUCGCGCCUCCGAAAUCUUGACAGUCCUUGAAGGCACACUCCUUGUUGGCUUUGUCACCUCCAACACAGAAAACCGUCUCAUAACCAAGACGUUGAACAAGGGCGACGUGUUCGUGUUCCCUGUGGGUCUAAUUCACUUCCAACAGAACAUCGGGUAUGGCCCUGCAGUUGCCCUUGCAGCUUUGAGCAGCCAAAACCCAGGUGUUGUUACCAUUGCAAAUGCAGUUUUUGGAUCAAAGCCGGACAUCUCCACUGAUAUCCUUGCAAAGGCCUUCCAAACUGAUCCCGCCAUUAUAAGCAACAUUCAGGCCAAGUUUUAGAGAGUAUCAGGGUUUGAUUCUGGGUGUGUACUGAUCUUCAUAUUCUAUUUGUAUUGUUAUGGUCUCGUUUGGUAGCUGUGUCGUCUUGUUUUCAGUUUGCCUAUGAAGGUUGAUUCCUUAUUGUAUUCAUUUUCAGAAUUUGUCUCAAUUCUAGUAUACGUGAGAUUCUUCAAUUUAUGAAA
Molecule: messenger RNA, 894 nt
Organism: Cucurbita pepo subsp. pepo (vegetable marrow)
Lineage: Eukaryota; Viridiplantae; Streptophyta; Magnoliopsida; Cucurbitales; Cucurbitaceae
Product: putative germin-like protein 2-1
Molecular function (GO): manganese ion binding
Source: RefSeq, a predicted model, not a curated record